AUGACUAUCCGUUCCUUCCCCUUCGUCAUCGUUGGUCUCAGUGUUCUUCAGGGCAUCACAUACGUGAUGGGUAACACCACCGAGUGCGAUGCCGAGUGUGCCGCCACCUAUCCCGGGUCGUAUUGUAAAUACUGGCAGACACCUAGCAGGUGCUUUGGCUCCAACGUCCCUUGUUACUGCGGGUCGGGUGAGACAACUGAAGUUCCCCGUAAUUGUGAUGCUGGUUGUGCCUCGGAUACUCCUGGCUCCUACUGCAAGUACUGGGCUACACCAAGCACCUGCCAUUCAUCCAAUGCGCCAUGCACUUGCGAGGCUGCUGCAGUUACCACUACUCCAAGUGAAGCCACCGAUGAAGUCACUGAGACUACCACAAUCCAGGACGGCACAACAGCCGCUCCCGAAGAAACCAAUACGGCCACUUCUGUUACUGCUGACACUACCGGAAUGGUAACUACAGCCGAUGCGGCUGAUGUUCCUACCGACGCUCCUGUCGAGCCUACCACUGUUGCACAAACGACCAGCACAGCAGCUCCCUCGGAAGUAACCACAUCUCCGGAUGUUACUGGAGAGGCCUCAUCCACCACAUUUGCUGCUACUACAACAGACGACGUCGCCACUAAUCUCGCGACUACAGCUGACUUCCCAGUCACUACUAUCAGUGCCACCACCAACGUUGAUGUCAUCACCGAAGCCUCAGCGACAACGACUGAGUGGCCGAUUCUCACGCUACUCCCAGCCCGAGUGUGUGAAGACAUUUUGGAUGAAGCUUUGAAGUGUUAA
This is a messenger RNA of Perkinsus marinus ATCC 50983, 780 nucleotides long. Its product is annotated as merozoite surface protein 2, putative. The transcript has a single exon. The coding region runs from base 1 to 780 and encodes 259 amino acids. Lineage: Eukaryota; Perkinsozoa; Perkinsida; Perkinsidae. The record is from RefSeq and is a predicted model, not a curated record.